AUGUACCUGGUUCACACGGCUCACUGGCAGUUCCUGGGCCUGACCUUAGGCUUUCUGGCGUGGAUCCUCACCAUGGUCACAGCCGGCCUCAACGAGUGGCGGCUGUGGCAUAUGGACGACGUGUCCGUCAUCACCUCGGGCGUGGCCUGGGUUGGUAUCUGGAAGGUGUGUUUCUACACACACGUCCUUCCACAGAUGGAGUUCUGUCGGCGCAUCAGCAUGUCAGACUCUUUUCUUCCAGUGGAGAUCCCUGUGGCUCAGGUGCUGAUGGCGCUGGCGGUGAUCUGCGGCCUGGCAGGAAGCAUCAGCGGCGGAGUGGCCAUGAGGAUGGUCUACUUCACAGUGGAGGAUCGAAGGAACAUCAGGCUGGUCUUCAUACUGACAGGGACCCUGUAUCUGUUUUCGGGGUCGUGCUCCUUGGUGCCGCUGGUGUGGAACAUGAACUCUGUGCUCAUCAACAGCACCAUAGACUUUCCUCCUGAGUAUUACCUCCCUGUGGUUCCUGUCAGGCAGCAGGUCGGCACAGCCAUCGGUGUGGGCAUCUUUGCCUCCAUCCUGAUGUUCAUCAGCGGCCUGAUGUUCCUCUGCUACAAGUAUGCCCGCCACACUCUGAGGUCAGUGGCCCCCAGAAGCACCAGCAACCCGCUCCGUGGUCCCUGGACAACCACGGCACAGAGGUCAAAUGGAGUCAACAAGGGCAGUGACAAUCCUGCAUUCCUCAGUGAAGAGGUCUCGUGUUAA
Molecule: messenger RNA, 741 nt
Organism: Pleuronectes platessa (European plaice)
Lineage: Eukaryota; Metazoa; Chordata; Actinopteri; Pleuronectiformes; Pleuronectidae
Gene: cldn34a
Product: claudin 34a
Exons: 1
Coding region: 1-741 (246 amino acids)
Biological process (GO): bicellular tight junction assembly; cell adhesion
Cellular component (GO): bicellular tight junction; plasma membrane
Molecular function (GO): structural molecule activity
Source: RefSeq, a predicted model, not a curated record